Messenger RNA from Halteromyces radiatus, 4818 nucleotides. RefSeq names its product P-loop containing nucleoside triphosphate hydrolase protein. Gene Ontology annotation, molecular function: actin filament binding; ATP binding; microfilament motor activity. Gene Ontology annotation, biological process: vesicle transport along actin filament; actin filament organization. The transcript is spliced from 16 exons. Lineage: Eukaryota; Fungi; Mucoromycota; Mucoromycetes; Mucorales; Cunninghamellaceae. The coding region runs from base 82 to 4695 and encodes 1537 amino acids. The record is from RefSeq and is a predicted model, not a curated record. Gene Ontology annotation, cellular component: cytoplasm; vesicle; myosin complex.
CUCCUUUCACUCUUUUUUAUUUUCUUUCAUCUCUCCUUUUCUUUUUCUUUUUCUUUUCUUUUUUAUUUAUUAUUCAUUGAUAUGGUAACACCUCCACUCUCUCAACAAUUGGAUCUCUAUUCAAAAGAUACUAAAGUAUGGUUUGCUGAUGAUAAAGAAGGUUGGGUUUCAGCUACUUGUAUAUCAAAACACAUCGAUGACAAGGUGACUUUAUUGUUUCAAAACGAUAUAGACAAUUCAAAGGAACAUAUAUUCGAAGCAACAUAUAAGGAACUUGAAAAGAAUAAUGGAUCAACAUUACCACCACUUCGUAAUCCUAAUAAACUAGAAUCAACAGACGACUUGACAAGUCUUAGUUAUUUGAAUGAACCUUCAGUACUCCACACCAUUCGUAAAAGAUAUGAUCAAAAAAUCAUUUAUACUUAUUCUGGUAUUGUCUUGAUUGCUACCAAUCCUUUUGAUCGAGUAUCCCUUUAUGAACCUGAUAUUAUUCAAAAAUAUUCUGGAAGUCGUCGUGGUGAUUUGGAUCCUCAUUUAUUUGCUAUUGCUGAAGAUGCUUAUCGUUGUAUGAUUCGUCAACAACAAAAUCAAACCAUCAUUGUAUCUGGUGAAAGUGGUGCUGGAAAAACAGUUAGUGCCAAAUAUAUCAUGCGUUAUUUUGCUACUGCUGAUGAUAAAGAAGCUACUGGGAAAUUAGCAAAGAAUAAUCAAGGAAUGACUGAAGUAGAAGAACAAAUUUUAGCUACCAAUCCUAUCAUGGAAGCAUUUGGAAAUGCAAAAACAACAAGAAAUGAUAAUAGUUCUAGAUUUGGGAAAUACAUUGAAAUUCAAUUUGAUAAAGAAUGCAAUAUCAUUGGUGCCAAAAUUAAAACUUAUUUAUUGGAACGAUCCCGACUUAUUUAUCAACCUGAAACUGAACGCAAUUAUCAUAUUUUUUAUCAAUUAUGUAGUGGUCUUCCAUCCAAAGAAAAACAACAAUUGGGCUUAAAAAAUUGGUCAGAUUAUCAUUAUCUCAAUCAAAGUGGUGCUGGUACUAUUCCUGGUGUAGAUGAUGCUGAAGAAUUUGAAUUGACUCAACAAUCAUUGAUCAAAGUUGGUAUAUCAAAAGACAUUCAAACUUAUCUCUUCCAAUUACUGGCAGCACUUUUACAUAUGGGCAACAUUGAUAUUACUGGACGUGGUGAUGCUAUGAUUGCUGAAGAUGAUCCAAGUUUACUCAUGACAACCAAGUUACUCGGUAUCAAGACUUCAGAUUUUAGAAAAUGGAUUGUACGUCGACAAAUUACUACCAGAUCUGAAAAGAUCGUCACUAAUCUCAGUCCUACUCAAGCUCAAGUUGUUCGUGAUUCAGUUGCCAAACAUAUUUAUGCUCACCUAUUCGAUUGGUUGGUCGACAUUGUGAAUGAUACUCUCUCAAGUUCUUCUCCUGAAAGUGUAGCUACUUUUAUAGGUGUGUUGGAUAUUUAUGGUUUUGAACAUUUCAAGAAGAAUUCGUUUGAACAAUUUUGUAUCAAUUAUGCCAAUGAAAAAUUACAGCAACAAUUUAAUCAACAUGUAUUCAAACUGGAACAAGAAGAAUACGUUCGGGAAGAAAUCAAUUGGAAGUUUAUCGAAUUCAGUGAUAAUCAGAAAUGUAUUGAAAUGAUUGAAGCUAAAAUGGGUAUUCUUUCACUUCUGGAUGAAGAAUCUCGUUUACCCUCUGGAACUGAUCAAGCCUUCUGUAACAAGCUUUAUCAAACAUUUGCAUCACCACCUUAUCAAGACUAUUUCAAGAAACCUCGGUUUUCCAACAGUUCAUUCACCGUCGUUCAUUAUGCUCAUGAUGUACAAUACGAAGCUGAAGGAUUUAUGGACAAGAACAAGGAUACCGUACCUGAUGAACAUUUGGCUUUGUUACAAGGUGCUGAAUUUAACUUUUUGGUGGAUAUGCUUCAAGAAAAUAACUCAAGCAAUAGUGGAUCUGACUCUCCGACAAAUAGUCCAAAACGUCUUAGCUUGGUGAAGAAACCAACACUUGGUUCCAUUUUCAAGUUAUCGUUGAUCAGUUUGAUGGAUACUAUCGGUCAAACCAAUGUGCAUUAUAUUAGAUGUAUCAAACCAAACGAAGCCAAAGCAGCAUGGCAAUUUGAACCCAAUAUGGUACUUGCUCAAUUACGCGCAUGUGGUGUAUUAGAAACAAUCCGUAUUAGUUGCUCCGGUUAUCCUACUCGGUGGACAUUUAGUGAUUUUGUUGAUCGCUACUACGUGUUGGUUCCUUCUGAUCAAUGGCGUCCAAGGAACAAGGCAGAUGAAAGAAAACUAUGUGGUGCUAUUUUAGAUACUCAUGUUACUAGUCCUGAUAGAUAUCAAAUUGGUUUAACUAAAAUCUUCUUCCGAGCUGGACAGUUGGCUUAUAUGGAAAAAUUACGAACUGAUCGAUGGAGCGAAGUGGCAAUUCUCCUCCAAAAGAAUAUGCGACGAUAUAUGGCACGUUUAAAGUACAAACAGACUCUAGGUUUUAUUCUCAAGUUACAACAAGUGGCUCGAAAGAAACAUGGUCGAGCACUUCUUCAUCAAUUACGACAAGACAAGGCAGCAACAGUCAUUCAAUCCUAUUGGCGUAUGUAUGUUGUACGAAAAGCAUUCCUUGAACGACGGGCAUUCAUCAUCAAACUUCAAACAGCAGUACGAUCUGUGAUGGCAAAGAAACACUUCUCAAUGGUACGAAAACACAAUGCAGCAACACAAAUUCAGAGUUUGGUGCGUGGAUGGAUGGUUCGUCGUUUGUACCAAACCAAACGGCAAUUUGUUAUUCGAAUUCAAUCAUGUGUCCGACGACGUCAAGCUCGCAAACAACUGGUGGUAAUCAAGGCAGAAGCACGUUCUGUAUCUCACUUUAAGGAGGUAUCCUACAAGUUGGAAACUAGAGUGGUGGAAUUGACACAAAGUUUGACACGACAAAAAGAAGAAAAGGGGCAUCUGAAGGAAAAGGCAACUGAAUUGGAAGAACAAGUACGAAACUGGAUCGAAAAGUAUGACCAAUUAGAUCAACGUGCAAAACAACUCGACCCAACAACAGAAGAUGAGAAGACUUCAUCAACAACAACAACUGAUAAUAGCAAUAAAUGGCAUCAAUGGCAUCAAGAACGUCAAGGCUUGGAACAAGAAUAUUUCACUUCAUUGAACAAGAUUAAACAUCAAGAUAAAGAAAUUGAACGUCUUCGGGAUGAAUUGACCAAACAAAAGAAUGAAAUGACAAAGCUACGUGAUACUUCUCAAAAGGCCGUUCAAUCACUUGCUGAUAUCCCCAAUGUUAGUGAACUCAAGUCUCAAAUCGCAGCUUUGAAAAGUCAAUUAUCUCAUACCUUGAAUCGUCAACCUCAUCGUACCAUCAAGCAACCAUCGACUCACAACGGUACAACCGCAUUACAUCAACAACCUGAAAACAACAAGGAUGAAAUUUCCAGUAAUGAACUCUUUGAUAUCGAUACCCAAGUGUCUCAAGAUUUGCAUACAUUACUGUUGGAUGAACAAACGCUACAUAAAGAAAUCUAUGAAUCACUUAUCCGAUUAUCUAUCACAGAUCCUACGACACGUGAUAUUAAUGGUGAUAAUGGUUGUGAUGCCAAAUCAGAAAAACAGGUUACUACUGAUGACUCCAUCUCUACCAACAUCCUUUUCCCUGCUCAUAUCAUAGACUUGUGUCUCGUUCUUAUGUGGAAAUUAGGUGAUUUGGUUGAAUCUGAACAAUUUAUCUUUUCAACUAUUGACGUGAUUCGAAAACAUUGUCAGGAACAACAUGGCGAUGAUGUUUUGGCUGUUUAUUUGUAUUGGUUAACGAAUGCACAUGAACUUUUAUCAUUGGUAUUUAUUAUGGAACCAUUAAAAACAUCAACUCAUCAACAUGCUGUGGACAAGGUUGUCAACAAAGUCAAAUAUGAAUUACAACGAUUACAAAUGGAUUUGUUUGGACAAGUAAUGAAGGAGAUUCAUAUCAAGUUGAACAAGAUGGCGGUGGCAGCUGUGAUUGAAAGUCAAUGUCUUCCCGGAUUCUUGGCAAACGAUACUGGGCGUCUAUUUAACAAUAAUCAAGCGGCGGCAUUUACGAUGGAUGAUUUGAUUCGUUAUUUUGACCAUGUUAUCAAAUUGAUCGAACAUUAUCAAUUGGAAAUCUCUACCAAGGAACAAAUAGUGAAUGAAAUGAUCAAAUAUGUAGGUGUCACUUGUUUCAAUGAUAUGGUGAUGCGACGUAAUUAUAAUUCAUGGAAACGAGCGAUGCAAGUACAAUAUAAUUUGGUCCGAUUAGAAGAAUGGUGUCAAGCUCAAAACAUGUCAGAUGCUACUUUGGAAUUAGAAUAUUUAACACAAACCACAAAAUUAUUACAACUCAAAAAGAAUAGUUUGGAUGAUAUACAAAUAAUUUAUGAUGUAUGUUGGACAUUAUCGCCUACUCAAAUUCAAAAAUUGAUGCAAAAUUACCAUGUUGCUGAAUACGAGGAACCUAUUAGCCACGAGAUACUCCGAGUUGUGUCAGCCAAGGCAACAAGUCAUGACAACAAACAAUUACUAUUAGAUGCUACUACUGAUCAAACGAUCUUUGAAUUACCGCAACCUCGGACUGUUGUUCGUCAUUCAUUGGUAAAUGUAGAUCUCAAGUUGGAUCUUCCUCAUGUACAAAGACUUUUAGUAUUAGUAUCAAACGAAAAGUUUACGUAGAAAACUUUAUAUCCACAUUGCUACUUUCCUUUUAUCCAUUUACCUCAAUAAACUAUAGCUUGUGUUACCUACUACGGACUCCGGGAAUUGGAGAUAUUUUUAUAUAUUUUUUUUUUCUUUCUC